This is a messenger RNA of Pimephales promelas (fathead minnow), 7043 nucleotides long. RefSeq names its product NHS-like 1b (gene nhsl1b). Gene Ontology annotation, biological process: cell differentiation. The record is from RefSeq and is a predicted model, not a curated record. Lineage: Eukaryota; Metazoa; Chordata; Actinopteri; Cypriniformes; Leuciscidae.
AGUUGUUUGUAAUCCUAAACUUUGAAUCCUACAGUAUGUGGGUGCUUUCUCUGGACAACUGUCACCCAGAGAUCAGGGGAACGCCUGGUCUGGCACUCUGCAAGGCUGACUUCAGCGAAUGUGAUUGUAUCGGCCAUGUGUGUUGAAGACCCAGGUGAGUGACAAACACACCUCGCGUAGUGAGUGCUGUGACGUUGGAAAGCCAGGAGAGUAUCCGGUGGUGGCUGUCCUCAGCGGCUGGGAGAUAACAUGGUACACAGCUACAGACGCACCUGAUCCUGUUACCGGCUAAUGAAAAAGGAAAAGGACAUGCAAGCUCAUCUAUCAUUCUUCAUGAACUUUGAUGCAACUUGAAUUUUUGUUUUAAAAAAACAUUGUCUUAUUGUCACAGUGGUGUGGCUUUUAAACCAGACCCAUUCUUCUUGGUGGACUUCAAGCUUCAGUUGGGGGAAGACUAGCGAUUUUCCAGCCUGCUGCUUGAGUUAAUUACUGCUUGUGGAUUGCAGCACUCGUGUUGGGAUUUCCAGGACUCACAUCGGAGGUUUUUUCUAUCUAGCGAACAAAAAAGACAGAAAGUUGUCAUCCAGGUUGCAACGACACCUGUGGAUGUGGACCAGUGAAUUUCUACGUUUGGUUCAUUUUGUGAAGCAUUUUUUUGGACAACAGAUUUUCUUUUAUUCCACUGGAGCCUCAUGGAUUUUAACCCCAAUUACUUCAUGAUCCUUACGUAUAAACCGUGUGAUGUAGUUCUACUUUCAAGGCUUGUGAGAAACGCUUAGUCGUGGCUUAAUUCUUCAGUUUUUAAUUGACCUGGACCGUUUUGCCUAAUUUUUAAGAGGGUAUGAUGAGGGACAAGCGUUCUGGGUCUUUUAGGAGGGACAGGGACAAGACAGAGAAGGCCGCCCCGAUCUCUCGUGCUCUCAGUUGGCUGAGCGUGUCCUCGCUGUCACAGCAGACCCGUAAACUGUUCCGCAGCCAGAACAACCUCCAUAGACACUCCCAAACUCCACAUGGAGUGGAUGAAGAUGGUGAUGACUGGGUGUAUGAACCCCAGCACAACACAGCUGUAUCUAAUCUGGAUGAAGAGAAAAAGUGGACUGUUCACUACACGGCUCCAUGGCACCAGCAGGAGAACGUCUUUCUGCCUGGCUCCAGACCGGCCUGCGUGGAAGACCUACACCGCCAGGCCAAAGUUAACUUGAAAACAGCUCUCAGAGAAUGUGAUAAACUGAGGAAAGAUGGUUUCCGCAGCUCACAAUACUACUCACAGGGACCCACCUUCUCAAGCUCCUCAAACUCGCAACAUGAGGAUGAGGACAUCGAAGGGGAUGACGCUGAUAAAAAGUCUACAGCAUCUUCAGGAGAGGAAGAGAAAGACUCCUGCCAAAUGAGAGCACAACGUCCCACACAGGAGGAGGGGGUUGAGGUUGAUGGACAAAUGUCACGGUCCAAAGCCCCGCACCUGCCCACUCCAGAAGAGAAGAUGAGGCAGCAGGCCAAGGCUGUUCUCACAGAUAUUGUCCCCAUCGAUGUGACUGGGGAGACGUUUGACAGGCAGGCCAGCAUUCGCCGCUCCCUAAUAAACACUGACACACUGGUCCGCCGGCCCAAGAAGGUUAAGCGAAGAAAGACUAUUUCAGGGGUGCCUGACAGCGUCCAAGAGGAACUAGCAGCUAAAGGGCGCGGAGGAGAGCUUCGGCCACAGUCCAUGUUUAUCCCUGGACAGUAUUCAACACUUGGGCGAGCCAUGAAUAGGAAUUCGACUCUCCAUCGAUCUAUAACAAAAGAUUCUGGCUGCCAAACUGAGGAGGUGAAAAUUGUCCCACCCUCUGUGAGGAGAAUACGAGCUCAGAAGGGCCAAGGAAUUGCUGCUCAGAUGGCCGGCAUCUCCACUUCUGCCAUGAACAUCUCUUCUGUCUAUGAUGGGAGCUCCCCUGGAAGUUCUAUUGUUGUAAUGGAACCACAGUUUGGCAAUGAUAUCCAACGUUUUCACAGCUUGCCACGAGGUGCACGGGUCUCUCUAAACGCAGAGCCCCUCUACAGUAGCACCCCUUUCAGGCAAGAAGACUCCACUGCAAAAGCACCUCAGCAGAUUGGAAAAUUACAAGUAGAUGAAACUGUGGUGCACAUGAGGAAUGCCCCCAGGGUAUGUAACCAAGCCCGGCCAAAAUCUCAGGAGGUGAGGGGUACUCAAAAGGAGUGGGGAUCUGUCUCAGGUCCAGCCUGUGUAGUUUCUCCACAUGCAGCCUACUCAACCUCCCUUAUACCUAAUGCUACUCUGUCAUGUUCUGCUGAGGUUAUUGCACUUCAUACCACAUCAAGCCCUGGCCAGAGCCCACUUGCCGGGUCAUCACCAUACACUAAAGGUAGACCUCUUAGCAUGGUCUCAGCUGUUAACAGUGAGAGCACUAGUAGUGUAGGCACAGGAUCACACACACCAGAGUCAGGCAUGAAGGAUACCUGCAGUGAGACUGGCCAGUCUGAUAGUAGUUUGCACAGCCACAGCACCAUUGCAGCAGGAACAUUGUCUUCAGACGAGCAAUGGAUUUACGACACUCCUGAGAAUGUAUUGCCCAGAAGGACACUGACUUCCAGCAGCUCAACACCUAUAAAUCAUCUCUAUAGUAGCCUUGAACGCUCCUCAAAAGGCACAGACUCUAGUUCACUCUACUCAAUGGACAAUGAUGGCUACUACACUUCCAUGCAUCUGGAUUCAGGUCUUAGGUCAAGGAGCCAGGGUAGUGGCCAUGGUCAUGGUAUAGGAGGAAGAGCAGCAAGACACAGUAUGUACGAGUGCCUGGGUCAGCAAGAAGACAGAACCAGCUUGUACAGUGACCACUCACUGUCACGCUCCAUCUCUCUACGCAAGCCUAAAAAACCACCUCUUCCACCAGCACGCACAGACUCCCUACGACGAAAACCUAAGAAAACCAGCUCCCCUACUGCCAAUAUUGGAGGCUCAGAUAUUCGCAAUGGUUCUCUUCUCAAUGAGUCGCUAAUUGCCACACUCCAACUGUCCCUUCAGAAUGGGCUGAAAGGCAAAGGGUCCUCCACCUCACCAUCUCACAGUCCUUGUAGUGACUAUGAGGACCCCUGGAUGCUUCGUCCCAGGAGCCAGAGCAGCAUCAGUGCAGGCAGCAGUGGUGUAUCAGCAGCAGGGAUGGCCCAUGUGUACUCCAUUUGUCAUGUCACACCUUCUCAUAGUGACAAUAGUAGCCUUCGUUCUGAAUAUGCAGACUCUUGGGGCUACUACAUGGAUUAUCCUCGCCCAUCUGGAGAUCAAACACAGUCCCCAUGCACCAAUUCAGUUUCUGCUGGACAAGUGGUUGAGAUGGUAAAUGGAAGAAGCCUUCACAAUGGUAACCAAGCUACUCUUCCUCCUGCUCAGGAAGGAAGUGUAAAGCCCAGAACAGGCACCUCAUCGCCAGACAGGGUGCAUCGGUUGACUUCUCCAUCAAGUGGAUACUCAAGUCAAUCCAACACUCCAACAGCUGGCACUCCCAUCCCCUCUUUUAUGAGAUGCAAGUCCCCAUCAGGCAGCAAGCCCAAACCCAGAGUGCCUGAAAGAAAGUCAUCCUUGCUCUCAUCUGUGUCCAUAUCCUCUUCUUCUACAUCUCUUUCCUCUAACACCUCUGAUUCCAACAGGAACAAUAUUCCUCCUCCACCUCCUCUUCCAGCUGCCCCUGUGGCUCUUAUACCUUUCAAUGCUCCGUCCUUUCCUCCUCCCCUUGCGCCUUCCAGCCCUGUGUGCAGUGCAGACCAGAUUUUUCCUCCUCCACCACCUGCUUUACCCACCACCCCCACUCAAGAAGCAUCCAUGAGCCCUCAUUCAAUCAAUUCUUCCCCUGAAUUUCCACCGCCUCCACCUCCAGAAGUGUUGAUAGACCCUGCCUUGUCGGGCCUCAAUAGUUCUUUCAGCCCUCCACCACCUCCUCCACCACCACCACUGCCUCCUUAUUCCCCCAUCCCUGCUUAUUCUCGACCCCAAGAUCAACUCCUAUCCAGCCUGACACCACCUACACCUUCUUCUACUUGUUUGAAGGAAAUUAAGUGUAGCCUAAAACCAGUGAAGACAGUGUCGCCUCUCUCUGAGCAGGCUAGUACGGUUGGCAUGCCUCUGAUCACCCCACUUGCCCUGCAGAGUGUGCAACUUCGCCCAGCAAAGCAGCCAAAAAACAAUGAAGUUAAUCAGUUGGCCAGACCCCAAACACCAGAGAAGCCUCUCAAACCACGGCACCCCACAGUUCCUCAGGUUUCUUUAAUACCUCCUAAUUUAAGGCCAUCAUCUCCAGAGAAAAAACUCUCCAUCCAGCAUAGCCAGGAUAGCCAUGUUGAAGCACAACCUGACUGUGAUGUAAAAUCAAUUCCUGGAAGAACAUCCUGCCUCACAAAUGGGUCCAUAGAUCUUGACGAGGUUAAGGCCACAACUGAAGUAGAUGGUUUGGAGCCUGCCCUCUCAUCACCUGCAGAAACACCACAAAACACCACACCCAAGAAAAAGCCUCCUGCAGUUUCCAAAAAGCCUGUGUUCUCUCUUACCUUUUCAUCAGUGGAUCAUGUCAGUGAUUUGCUGAGUGCUCAAAAUGACGUUAACAUCUCUACAACUACGCCUGAAGGUCUGGACCGCACACCUGUGUCAGAACAGGAAGAGACAACUGAGAAGGAUAGCAUUGAAAUUUCAGUACCUCCUGAGGAGAUAAGAGACAUUUCUUCCACAAAUUGUGAAGCACAGGAAUUCUCCCAGACUUCUGGUACCAUCAUUAUUGAUGCAGACAUGGGUACCAUUGAAGGAAAGAAGGGAGAAAAGGGAGAUGAUGAAGAUGUAACCAGCAGCACAGAAUCUUUUGGAUCUAAAGAUGAUGAAAGUGGUGAGGUGUUUGAGUCCAGCACGUUAGACGUCGCUCAAUCUCCCAGCAUCAGUGGCGACAGCGGUGGGGACAUGGUGACCCCCACACGGCCCCGCACCACAGAGGACCUCUUUGCUGCCAUUCACAGCCUGGACCAGUUGAACAUGAACACCCCCCAACAUACGAGGUCAAAGCGGAAGGUCCUGGGGCGUAAGGAAUCUGAAGAGGAGCGUUCACGAGGUCCUUUAUCCCCACCAGUCACCCCCACAGGAAUGGCCCCCGGUUCGACUUCCUCCCUGCCGCGGCAAUCAGGCUCCAUACAGCGUAGCCUCCGUAAAUCCCCGACCAGCAGCGACACGUUCAAGGCCCUCCUGCUGAAGAAAGGCAGUCGCUCCGAGACCAGCUUCCGCAUGUCUGCCGCCGAGAUGCUGCGCAGCACCGACCCGCGCUUUCAGAGGACUCGCUCUCUCGACUCCUCGCUCGAUCCAGCAUCUCCGACGGGCGAGAGCCCCUGCUCUUCUCCAGGCCGGAACAAAAGGGCGUCUGAGGACUGGGCGCGCAACGAGGGAAUGUUCUCAACGUCCCCGUCAUUAAUCGGGCCGAAGUACGGCCGAUCCCGCACACCGCCCUCUGCCGCCAGCAGCAAGUACAACGCCCGCAGCCGGAUCCUCAGCAGCCCCAUGACAGUUAUUUGCGAGAGGGAUGGAGAACUCACCGACUGUGAAGACCCAUGCCCUGUUUCACCUUUAAACGCGCCCCUUCCCAUCUCUCAGGACUCUAACAGCACUUUAUGUGAGCAGGGCAGCAGUUAGGAGAAGAAAUGGCUCCUUGGCAAAGGCAGAACGUCUUCUCGGCACCAGAGAUUGACUGAGGGCAGAAGACCAGCAGUCGAACUCUCGAAGGUCUUGCUGCCCGCUAAUCCAGGCAGCGCUGCCUGAUAUUGUAGUGUGGGCUAAGACAUGCGGACCCGAGGUUGAUCAAGCCGUCAGCUCUCAAACAGUAGGCGGUGUACUGCUAUACCGAUAGCUCUUCACAAAUAAACUAACCUAUCUAAUCAAAUUUGACCUCUGAAAUUCUGCUUUCAGUGGCAAUACUAGACCCAUCUUUUCAAACCCCAACAAUUUCUUGUUAUAUUGUUCAGCCUUUUAUUUCCACUCUUCAGCAUUCACAGUCAGAUUUGUGUGGGGGGGUUUUGGUGAAGCUGUUUACGAAAGUUGCAUAGAAGGAAUUACUAUGUGACUGCUUGUUUUGGCUGUAGUAGUUCAAGUUGAUGGAUACUGUGUCAGCGCUGUGGUCCAAAGAGGUGUGUCACUUCUCAAACUUCACGAGGCAGCUCUGUCAGCGCCUUUCAGUCAGAUAUCUUCAAAGAGCACACCGACCAAUUUCUACAAGAGACUUUUACUUUUCGGACCAUCGGAAGUGUCUGGAAUAGAAAAGGAAUUGUGGGCCAAGAGAUUGGAGUAAUGACGGCUUGUUUGUGGAAACAAAAAGAGUUUGUUUGGUUUUUGGUGUGUAGGUUUGCACUGUUCAUUGUCUCCUUUUAUUUGUCAUUUAAAAAAAAAACAUUGUGUCUGUGUUGGUUAUUUUAAAGACUUAAUUCUUGCAUCUUACUUGAAACAAAUGACCGGUUUUACUUGUAAUUGAUUUGGUUACCAAAGAGCCGAACGGGACAUUCUCUCCAACUAUGUGAGGGCAUUAGUCAGACUGAGUUCUGUUCUGUUAACAUCUAGUGAAAGUGACCGCUUUAUUACUAACCCUCCUGUUUACCCGUCAAGCUUCUUUUUUUUCUUUCUUUUUUUUCUUGUGCAGUUUUAUAAUGUUUUUUAUGUAUAUACCUAAAGAAAUGUUAAGUAACACCUGAACUUAUUUUCAAAGAAUUUGUACAUUUUAGAAACCUUUGCUAGGAGUGGCUUCCUUUUGUAGAGUAUUUAUUUUAGAAUAGCCAGAAUGUGGUUUGAUAUACUGUAGCUGGAGGUGGGCGUUUUGGGAGGGAAGUGUGAUUAGAGGAGACAUACAGACAAUAAGUUCAGAUUCAGCAGUCACAGAACUUCUUAUCCUGUUCCUUCACCCGUCGUACUGAUGGAAAAGCGGGUCAGAAAAUAAAAGCAGAAUAAAUAACGACGGCAAAGAGGAAGCAAGCUGCUAACCCUCUGGAGUUUGUCUCUGUAAUAAAACAUGGUGAUAUUUAAAAAUGGC